AAGAACGAAAAGAUGGACCGUCACACAUCAGAUAUAACUAGUAACUUCUAAGUUAACCUAUCACUUCAAUUCACCCAUAAGCUACGCCAUCUCCCCCCUCACUCUCUUCCCAAUUUCAAAAUCCCAUAUCCCAGAAUUGAAUCCAUACCCUUCGGCCACGCAUAAUGUCGGACUCAGAGUUGAUCACCGCGCCACCACCAGAGGGAGACUCAGCAAAGGAACAAGCGCCGGAGAUGGAAGCGGAGCCUCAAGAGAAACACGGCCAAGAGCCGACCAAGAAGCCCAGCAACAACAGCAGCCUCACAUUCAGCAUAUGGCCCCCGACGCAGCGCACCCGCGAGGCCGUGGUGAACCGCCUGGUUGAGACGCUGUCCAACUUCUCUGUUCUCUCCAAGCGCUACGGCACCCUGCCACACGACGAGGCCUCCGCCGCCGCUGGCCACAUCGAGGAUGAGGCGUUUGCCGCUGCCGAAGGCUCCGUAUCCGCCGAGGACGAUGGCAUUGAGAUCCUCCAGGUCUACUCCAGGGAGAUCAGCCGCCGCAUGCUGGAGACUGUCAAGAACCGCGCCGCUUCGGGCUCUGCCGCUGACACCACUGCGCCGCCGACUGCGAGCCCGUCUGUUGCACCCACCACCACCACUGCCAGUGAGGAUGAGUCGUCCGCUGUGACCGAAUCUUGAUCUGUCCCUAGGGUUUAGGGGUUUAUGGUAUAUUAGGGUUUCUGUUAUCUGAGAUAGUAUCUGCUAUAUUCGGAUCUGUUUGAUGCUUAUUUCAAGAUGAUGACCCUGCUUAUAUUAUUUAUGUUUGCCCGAUAAUUAUUAUGAAGUUCGAUUUUUUGUUUUUA
This is a messenger RNA of Corylus avellana, 844 nucleotides long. Its product is annotated as MFP1 attachment factor 1. The record is from RefSeq and is a predicted model, not a curated record. NCBI's taxonomy places the organism in Eukaryota, Viridiplantae, Streptophyta, Magnoliopsida, Fagales, Betulaceae. Gene Ontology annotation, biological process: lateral root development; mitotic cell cycle.